AUGUCAAGUGGUGUGAGCAAUGAGUAGAUAGGAGAGUUAGUGGAUCACCUAAACUAAGAGCACGACAGCGAAGAUGAAGGCAUGGAAGAUUAUAAGAUAGGAGGAUAUCACCCAGUUCAUAUUGGCGAGGUGUUGCUGAAUCGUUAUGUUGUCAUUCAGAAAUUAGGGUGGGGGCAUUUCUCGACUGUGUGGUUGGCUAAGGAUUUCAAAUAUGACACAUAUGUGGCGCUAAAAAUUCAGAAGAGUGCAUCGCAUUACUUGGAAGCAGCAUACGACGAAGUUGAGAUCCUAUAGAAGGUGGCGCAGAAUGUGCAAAAUCCUGUUUGGAUCCAAUCAUUAAAAGAUUAUUAUGCAGAAGAAGGACGCACUCAUUUCAAUCGGGAUGAUACUCACACAGUGCAAUUGUUAAAUUCAUUUGUCUACAAAGGACCCUAUGGACACCAUUUUUGCAUGGUUUUCGAGAUUUUGGGUGUGAAUCUCUUGGAAAUAAUAAAACGAUACAACUACAAAGGAUGUCCAAUGGACAUCGUGAGGAAGAUGGCCAAGCAGAUAUUGAUUGGUUUGGAUUACUUACAUAGGAUUUGUGGUGUUAUUCACACUGAUUUGAAACCGGAGAAUGUGCUACUAUGUCUAUCAGAUGAGGAGAUCAAAGACAUUGUGGAGAAUGGGCAAUUGACAUCAAAUCAACUGUUUUCAGAUAGGAUUCACAUCUAUCGAAAGAUGUUGGGCAUAGUUAAAGAGGAGAAGAAGAAGGAAGAGGAAACAGAGAAGGAGCAUGAGGAGGAGGAAGAGACUCAAAUGAGUAAGACUCAGAGAAGGAAGUUGCAGAGAAAGAAGAAGAAGAAGUAAGACCAUGUGAAUUAAGAAGAGGAGGAAGAGAUGCCUAAGUCAAUUAAGGAUCUCUUUAAAUAGGAUAAUCAAAAAAAGAUAUCAUUUAAGACUCAGAAGCCAUUGCCUGACAAUUUUAGAGUGAAGAUUGCAGAUUUGGGAAAUGCAUGCUGGAUUCAUCAUCACUUUUCCACAUUGAUUUAAACCAGACAAUACAGAUCUCCAGAAGUGUUAUUGGGAAUUAAGUACAAUCCAACAGCAGACAUAUGGAGUUUUGCAUGCAUGAUAUUUGAAAUGCUUACAGGAGAUUAUCUGUUUGAACCCAGACAAGGGCCAAACUUCUCAAAGAAUGAGGAUCAUUUGGCUCAGAUCUAGGAAUUGUUAGGCAAGUUUCCUUAUGAAUAUGGGACAAGGGGAGCAAAGGCUAAACGAUACUUUUCUUAGAGUGGAGUGAUGAAGAGAAUUCAGCAAUUGCAUUUCUGGAAUCUAUAUAAUGUGUUGACUGAGAAAUACAGAUUCAAAACGAAGGAGGCCUUGUCAUUCUGUUCGUUUAUGAUGCCUAUGUUGCAUCAGAUGCCAGAGUAUCGCACGACUGCUCAGGAAACACUUAAGAGAGAGUUAUGUUGUAAUGCAAGUAGUGAAUAGGUGUUGAAACGCUAUAUCGAUCAAGUGUUUUAGUUCUAGAAUUUUAGAGAGUACAUUCCUUCUUCGGGAUGGUUCAAAUAGACGACUGAUGAGAAAGUUGGACAUAAGAUGAGUGAGGAGGAGUACAAGAAGUUUACUGCUCAUAAGAAGGUCAAUCAUGAGCAGGAAGAAUUGGAAUAGGGGUAGAUUUGCGAAGGGAUUCAACCCACUCUCUUGACUAAUUAUAGAAGAGCAUCUACGAGGUCUUAUGAGGGGUCGACUUCUUUGACUCCUGAGGUAGAAGUUCUACCAAAGAAACAAGGGAAGUAUGUUGACCAUAGGGUGAUUGAUAGAUCGUUCACUGAUUUGGGAUACAUAGGAUAUGGGGAAGGAAUUAAUUUGGAAUAAUUAGACAGUACAGGAAAUUGGUAAUUUAGUUGAGUAUUAAAAACACAUAUAUUGAUUCGAAAGAUUAUUAAUUAUUU
Molecule: messenger RNA, 1937 nt
Organism: Paramecium tetraurelia
Lineage: Eukaryota; Ciliophora; Oligohymenophorea; Peniculida; Parameciidae
Exons: 9
Biological process (GO): protein phosphorylation; regulation of mRNA processing; spliceosomal complex assembly
Molecular function (GO): ATP binding; protein kinase activity
Source: RefSeq, a predicted model, not a curated record